AUGUCUUUCUUCGUUAAGCAAACCCUCCCCCCUUGCUUCUACCCUCCCCCUGCUCCCGUUUCUACUUACUGUACUGAUAUGGAAGUCGACGAUCCUGUCGAUAACCUUCUCUCUUCCUCUUUCUUCACUUCUCCCUCUUUCUCUUCAUUUUCCAUCCAGACCCUCCCCACUGAGAUGGACAUUGAUGAAGAGCCUUAUUUUGCUUCUUCUGCGUCUUCUUCUCAGGCUUCUCGAUCCCUCUUCUCUCUUGAUAACUGUGGCUUCCGCCGCAAUUCCCCUUCCUCUUCUUCUGCUUCUCGUAUCAACCCCUUCGCUACUUCUUCUACUCCUUCCAACCCCUUCGCUACUUCAUCUGCUUCUUCCAAUCCUUUCUCUACUUCUGCAUCUCGUUCCAACCCCUUUGCUCCUUCUCCCCCAAGUGGCCCCAAGAACCCCUUUGCUGGAGAGUCUUCUCAAAAGCAGCGACGCAAGAGAGGCCCCAAGGCCUCUCGAGGCGUCAAGGGCAAGGCCCAUAAGACUGAAACCAAACCAAAGAACCCUCGCAAUGGCGGUAACCGGGUGGGCAAGGCCAAGUACCAGAAGAAGCAGUCUCCUAAGGAUUCGGGCAAGUCGAAGCCAACUGGUCAGCAGCGCAAGCAGCAACCCAGAAGGCAGAGACAAACCCGCGGCCCAAGGGAGUCUGCUUCCAAACGGACUGACCCUACCAACCCAUUCCUUAUCCCUUUCGCGUGGGGAACUGGUUUUGGUGAACGUAACUAA
Colletotrichum destructivum is the source of this 759-nucleotide messenger RNA. RefSeq lists its product as uncharacterized. The record is from RefSeq and is a predicted model, not a curated record. Lineage: Eukaryota; Fungi; Ascomycota; Sordariomycetes; Glomerellales; Glomerellaceae. The transcript has a single exon. The coding region runs from base 1 to 759 and encodes 252 amino acids.